AUGUUGCAGGGGGAACUGGCAUUGGUACUCCUUAUGAUUGAAGCUGGGCUUCACGUGGACAUGGAGAUGAUACAGAUAGUCGGUUUGCGAGCCCUUGCUGUGGGACUGAUCGGAUCCUUCUUGCCGAUGGGUCUAGGGAUGCUAGUCGCAACCUUUGCUCUUCAACUAGAGCUUAUGGAAGCAUUUGCAGUUGGGGCAUCCAUGGCUACUAUGUCCACUGGGAUUGCUCUGAAUGUAAUGAAGGCUGGAGGGGUGCUGAAUCAGCCGACUGGGCAGCUGGUGCUGGCUGCUGCAACAGUGAAUGAGUUGGUGAAUAUCGGACUCAUCACCGAAAUCGAUGCCAUUGUGGCUGACGGGAUCAUGCUUUUGCUGGUGGCUUUCAUGAGCUUCUUGGCCGUGAAAGUUGUGCCGUGCUUGCUCGAGAAGGUGAUUUUGCCGCGGAUUGCCAAAGGCAAUCGUGAGAAUUUGGCUUUGGGCAUGCUCUUGGUGGCAACGACUCUGUGCAUGCCUGCGUGCAAGCUCACAGGUAGCUCAGCGCUGUUGGGCGCUUUUUUGGCCGGCUUUUGCUUUUGCACCGAUGAGCACGUGCACCACACCUGGAACCGUCAGGUCAAGCGCGUUGCCACCUUUCUGAUGCGGUUUUUCUUCGCCUGCAGCAUUGGGUUCACAAUUCCAGUCGAAGACUUUGGCGACGCCGAAGUUUGGAAGACUGCGCUUGCGCUGUUUUGGUGCAUCCUGGGCAAGCUGGCCAUGGGUGUUUUUGCAUUGCCGCUGACCAAGAAUGAGUUCCUGACGUUGAGCUUCGCCUGGGGUAGUUGGGGCGAGUUUUCCUUCAUCCUUGCCCUCCGAGCUGUGCGAGGGAAUUUGCUAGACGGAAAGAACUACAGCGCCUUGGUCCUUGCGGUCUUGAUCUCCAUCAUUAUUUGCCCAACAGCAUUGCGCUGUGUGCUCACAAGAAGUGCCAGGGAGGCAAACGCGUGCAUUGAGCUCGCGAAGCACGAAACGGAUGCAUGUGAAGCGGGGAUGGUCCACUGCGUGUAUUAUUGCUUGCAGACGCGAUCCUGUGCCCAGUGGGGCCAGCAAGGCGCCUUGCUCUCCACACUAGCCGAGGCUGGAUGCAAAAUCGUCGACUUCCGCUCUUUCCACCCAUUCCAUCAUGUGGGUACUCAGCACAUUGUCAACGAGCUCUACGUCAAGGAUCUGAGACUUCAAUUAGUGCUGGCAGACCAGCUGGAGCCAGCAGAUCAGCAGAAGCUGGAUUGUCGAAUUGGUGAGAUCCUGCGUGGAAUUCUGACAGCCCUUCAUGUAGCCGAAGUGAAGAUUUUCAGAUGGCAGCCUGGCGACGGUACCAUCGACCUAAUCCAAGAAGUACAUCAUACAGGUCUCUCUUGUUCAUCUUGUCCGGGAGAUCCACCCACGCAUUCCUUCCGACGGAAUGGGAGCUUCAACGAACAGUUGGCGGCCCAAAGGGCCCACUUCGAGAUGGAAAGGGCUGUGAGGCGGCAUCAUACUCAAGAGGUACAAGCUUUGGACGACUAUUGCUAUCCAGGCACGCCCAGAGCGCACCAUGAGCUGGACGGCUAUGUCCAUACUGACCCACAUGAUGCUUUCGACUUGUCGUCUGUGAACGGCUCGGAAAGCAAGUGCGAAGACCCAGGCUCAGACCGCGCCUCCGGGACUUCCCUCAUGUCAAGCAGUAGCGGGGAUGAGAUGGCAUCUCAAGUCUGA
This is a messenger RNA of Symbiodinium pilosum, 1728 nucleotides long. The record is from the annotation of a GenBank genome assembly. NCBI's taxonomy places the organism in Eukaryota, Dinophyceae, Suessiales, Symbiodiniaceae.